AUGCAAUCCUUUCGUUCUCUUCACUUCCUCUCUUUCAUUUCCUCUCUCUCAAUUUUCUUUGUGUUCGUUAUCCCUUAUUUCCUCUCUCUCUCUCUCUGUUUUCUUUCUGUCAUUUCUCUCUCUCACACACACAUUUCCACUCUUUCUUUCUUUCUUUCUUUCUUUCUUUCUUUCUUUCCGUUCUUUCCGUUCUUUCCUUUCUCUCAUUCCCUCUCUAUCACAAUUUCUUUCGUCGCACAUUCUCCUUAUUUGCUUCUAUUAUCGCUCCUUUCACUCUUUCUACUCCCAUUCCAUUUCCUAGAUUCCUACUCAUUUGCCGACUCUCCUAAAAUCAUCUCCGCAACGCGGGGGUUCCUAAAUGUUUACAUGCCCAAGACAUGUUGGAACAGUUGGUAUGAAUGUAAUCUAUCUAUCUAUCUAUCUAUCUAUCUAUCUAUCUAUCUAUCUAUCUAUCUAUGUGUUUUGCCUCCCUUUCUCAUUUUUCACUUACUUGAUUAA
Molecule: messenger RNA, 498 nt
Organism: Acanthosepion pharaonis
Lineage: Eukaryota; Metazoa; Mollusca; Cephalopoda; Sepiida; Sepiidae
Source: the annotation of a GenBank genome assembly